AUGGAGCCGCUAUAUGUUAGCGAAACAGUCACCACGACUUCUAGUCUUUCGUUUGGCAAAGUGACGCUACCGCGUCUCCCGCUGCAGCAAUACCAUGUCGUGGUUAGGCUAUGGCAAAAACUUGACUCUUGGACACUCCACUUUGAAGCAGUGGUGGAUCUACGAAGAUUGGCAUUGCUUCGAAGGCCGUCUAGAGAGUUAGACGACGAGGACUUGAAGGAAAACAGCAUCAUUUGGUGUUUCGACGAGCGUGAAUACACAUUGCCUGAGAACAUCAACAACAAAAGCAUAAUGGAAGCUCACCGGAGAGCCUCCCUGACUAGAGGCAGAAAUGUACCCAAGAUGUCCUACAAUGUGGACGACAUACGCCUUUUGACUAGUCUAGAUACGGGCGUCAAGGAAUUGACAUUGCUGAAUAUGAAGCUUCUGAACCAAAUUGACUCGGUUUUGGAUUCUGUUAAGGGGAAGGUAUCUGAGCACGAUCCAGAGGAAUCCAGGGCCCUUAAGUUUCGAAUCCACACUUUGCACCGAUACAUCACGAAACAACGAAAUAACAACGAUACGUUGAGCUCCAAAGUUUACGAACGCAAAGUGCUUAUAGGAAAUCUUCAGCGAGCAUUAGAGGAUCACUUCCCUCCUUUCAAGGAUCUCUGUGAGGGCCAACUCGAAUACGUCACAUCGCAGAUCGACCCGAUCCACGAGCUGCUCGGCGCUGCUGUCAAUCCAGAAAUUGUGCUGUCUUUGAGAGCCAUGGGAGAUAUUAUCUCACGGUGUUUCCUUAUAGAAUCUGUGGGUGAGGAGAGGUUCUCAAUAUUGGGAAUCGACUUCCCCAGCUCGACCAAAGAGCUUCUCAACACCUGCUACGAUACACUGAAGGCACAAGUCCCAGACCUCCCGACGUCAGUUGACAGAAUCAAUGCAGGGCUCUCGUACAUUGUUGCCUUAAUGCUCAUUCUUGCUGAUAUACUAGGGGUGCUGCUUAACUACGCUAUGAAGUACUUGGGCAGUCGCAGCACAGUGGUGGACCACCUUGCAGACAGCACGAGAAAAUCUGUCAAAGUGACGUACCCGUUAUUUUUUGAUGCAAGGCACAGUGAAAAAGUGGUGGAUUCCAACGGGCGCCGAACGCAGCUUAAAAAUAUCAAGUUCGAGCAGGGCCUACAUCUUCUUAACAAGAACUUGGUCACGUUGAUCGACGCUGCUUCCAAUCUUUACUCACAGCUUUUCGACCACAAAGCAAAGCGGCUAACACUGCCUUCCGAAGGCAUUGAUAACCUUUUGUGGAACCUAAAGCAUCUUCUCUUGUUCAUGACGGCGCCAGAGUCCGCUGCAGCCAACAGCCACUAG
Candidozyma duobushaemuli is the source of this 1347-nucleotide messenger RNA. RefSeq lists its product as uncharacterized. NCBI's taxonomy places the organism in Eukaryota, Fungi, Ascomycota, Pichiomycetes, Serinales, Metschnikowiaceae. The record is from RefSeq and is a predicted model, not a curated record. The coding region runs from base 1 to 1347 and encodes 448 amino acids. Gene Ontology annotation, molecular function: SNARE binding. Gene Ontology annotation, biological process: SNARE complex assembly. The transcript has a single exon. Gene Ontology annotation, cellular component: endosome; lytic vacuole.